AUGCUGAAAAAUAUUCCAUGUUGGGAACAAUGUACUAUAUUGCUAAUAUAUAUGUUUUUAUUGAUUGAACCUAUAGAAAGCCAAGGUUUAGCAUGCUAUAAAUGUAUGACUACAGAUCCAAAUAAUGAUGGCUGCCAAGAUCCAUUUUCAUCCUUGAUUAAUCCGGUACAAAUAAAUUGUCAGGCAACUGCUUUCGGCAAAAAUGGAACAUUUCCGGCUAGAUUUUGCGUAAAAAUUAAUGGUCGCGUUUUGAGUGUCGAUAGUGAUGCGAAUGCUUCUUAUUUAAAUACUGUUAUUUACUAUCGUACGUGUGUUGUUGAUAAUAUUAUGGAAUCAACAAAAUUAUUGGAAACAUCAGGCAAUUUUCGAUUAAAAGGUUUUCAAGAUUUGAAUGGUUCUAUACGUCUACAAGGCUCUAUGUCACUUUGUGCAUUUGAUGGUUGUAAUAAAGCACGGAGCCUACAUUCAUCUUUAUUAAUGGCGUCUAUUGGCUUGUUGUUAAGUAUCUACUAUUAUUAUUAA
Molecule: messenger RNA, 522 nt
Organism: Rotaria socialis
Lineage: Eukaryota; Metazoa; Rotifera; Eurotatoria; Philodinida; Philodinidae
Source: the annotation of a GenBank genome assembly